Messenger RNA from Alosa sapidissima (American shad), 3988 nucleotides. It is a transcript of the gene lnx2b, whose product is annotated as ligand of numb-protein X 2b. The transcript is spliced from 10 exons. Gene Ontology annotation, molecular function: protein binding; ubiquitin-protein transferase activity. Bases 496 to 2613 code for a protein of 705 amino acids. The record is from RefSeq and is a predicted model, not a curated record. NCBI's taxonomy places the organism in Eukaryota, Metazoa, Chordata, Actinopteri, Clupeiformes, Clupeidae.
CUGGACUUCCUGUAAAAGAAAAGAAAAAACAGCGCCAGAUCCCAGCUACUUAUGUGUUGUUCGAAACUGGGAAUAUUUGCGACGUCAACCCCCAUCAACAACACCUGGGGUUGUAAGAAGAGGUCAUUCCAACAUCUAACAAGUCGAGUUUAAUGCGAAUUCUUUUAUUCGUGUUUAAGGCUAGAAGAAAGUUGUUGGAAUCAACAUUUACCAGCGAGACGAUAGCUCUUUGUUUUAUUAGACCACUUCCGGAAAAAUCCUUUACAGAACCCCAGGAUGGAGAGGAGAGGAGGACGGCCGUGGAGCUCCCGCACAGACGCGUCUGCUUGAAGCAGUUCUCCCGGUUUCUUUUUUAUUCUCUGUGCCAUGUGUCUGAGGAAGUAGAUGAGCCAGGCUGUUUUUAAGGAAGGCAAGCAUUAGGGCCUGGCGCUGAGGGCUGCUCCCUGGGGGGGUUGAAACGAGGAAGCGGAGGUCGUGGGGAUUGGAGAUUCAGCCAUGACGGAGGCCAGGGUGCCAGCAGCAGCGAGCGCCGUGGCGGUGGCGUCCGGGGGCGCUGUGGCCCUGACGUGGGCACGCGUGUGCAAGGAGUGCGGGCAGGCACACGAGGGCCCCGACGGCCACCUGUACGAGUACCAGGACGACGUGGACGAUGAGCUGGUGUGCCACAUUUGCCUGCAGCCGCUCCUGCGGCCCAUGGACACGCCGUGCGGGCACACCUACUGCUACCAGUGCCUGAGCAGCUUCCUGCGUGAGCAGGACUUCUGCCCCGUGGACCGCCAGCGGCUGCAGCUUGCCCAAUGCCGGCCCUCCAGCCUGCUGGUGCGCAACCUGCUGGACAAGCUGACCGUGCUGUGCCCCUUCAACACCGAGUGCCAGGGCAGCAUGCAACGCUGCGAGCUCCAGCCUCACCUGCACCACAGAUGCCCUGCUUUCAGACGCUUGCGUGAGGAGGCAGAGAGGAGGAAGAGGCCUCCCUGGAAUGAAAUUAAGGCCAGCAAAGCAGAGGCGGAGGACGGUAAAUCCACCCCCACCCUCUCCCGUGCGUCCCCCCGGGGCCCAGCAGAGCCCGGCCUGGUCAACCCUGCCUUCGAGGAGGGAGAGGAGGAAACUCACCUGAGGUCAAGCCUGGUGGCCGAGGCCAACGUGGUGGAGCUGUUCCGGGAUGACCCGGAGGAGGAGUUGGGCUUGCGGAUAGUGGGCGGGAAGGACACCCCUCUGGGCAACAUUGUCAUCCAGGAGAUUGUGCGCGAUUCUGUUGCAGCACGCAGUGGCAAGCUGUCUCCUGGAGACCACGUUCUUGAGGUGAACGAUGUGAGCCUGGCGUCCGUCUGCCAUAACCGGGCCAUCGGUGUGCUGCGGCGUCCGUGCGCUCUGCUGCGCAUCACCGUCAUGCAGGAGAAAGGCUUCAAGCCUCGGCCCGAGCAGCACUCUUCCUCCUCCUCCAGCGCCGCCAACCCCUCCUCCUCCUCCUCCACCAACACAUCACCGCAGGCCUCCAACCACCACCUCCACCACGCCAACGCCACCCACCCACACCACAGCCAGGGCACGGUCACCCAGGUGACACUGGUGAAGCGCGAGCGCUCCGAGCCCCUGGGCAUCAAGCUCAUCCGCAAGUCCGACGAGUCGGGCGUCUUCAUCCUGGACCUGCUCGCGGGCGGACUCGCGGCCAAGGACGGCAAGCUGCGCAACAACGACAAGGUUCUGGCCAUCAAUGGGCACGACCUGCGGCACGGGACCCCCGAGACCGCUGCUCAGAUCAUACAGGCUAGUGAGGUGCGAGUGAACUUUGUGGUGAUGAGGCACCCGGAGCCUGAGGAGGGAGCUGAGGUGGUGCUCCGGGGGGCCAGACGGGCCCCUGAACUGCAGUUCUUCAGACGCCGCUCCACAUACGUGAAGGAGCCGCCCAGCGGGUUCUCAUGCCAGGAGAAGACUGUGAGCCUGAAGAAAGAGCCGCGCCAUUCCCUGGGCAUCACCAUCGCCGGCGGGAGAGACUGCCGCAGCCGCCUGCCCGUCUACAUCACCAGUGUGCAGCCCAUUGGCUGCCUGCAUCGCGAUGGCACCAUCAAAACAGGGGAUAUCCUGUUGAGCAUCAAUGGCGUGGACCUGACCCAGCUGACGUACAACGAGGCGGUGUCAGCGCUGAAGACGCAGACGGCCCAGCCAUCGGUGGCGCUGCGCGUCAUCCGCACAGUCACCGAGGAGGACGAGGAGGAGGCAGACGCCGCCACCAAGGAGGAGGAGGAGGCCGGGGACAGUCUCCGCGAGGACGACAUCAACUGGGCACCGCUGUGGACCCGCUGGCUGGGCUUGCCCAGCAACAUGCACUGGUGCCGUGACAUUGUCCUGAUGAAGACCAACAGUGAGAGCUGGGGCUUCAGCAUCGUCGGGGGCUAUGAGGAGUGUCGCGGCCAGCAGCCCUUCUUCAUCAAGACCAUAGUGCCUGGAACACCGGCCCACUUUGAUGGGCGCCUCAAGUGCGGGGAUGAGAUAGUGGCCGUUAAUGGCGCCACCACCGUGGGCAUGAACAACUCAUCUCUCAUCCCCAUGCUCAAGCUGCAGAAGAACAAGGUCACUCUUACUGUAGUCUCUUGGCCUGGCAGUCUGGUCUAGCCGACGCCUCUGUCCUGUCUGCCCUAGCCUGUCUUCUGGACGCCGCUCUCUUUAUGGUUCGUGCAUCACGAUCGAGAACUGAUUGCAAAAUGGAAGCCCGUUGGCUAAAGAAAAAAACUAGUCUCAGUCACAUUGUAUCUCCAAGUCUCCGUUGUCCAGGACGAAGCAUGAGAGAGUUGGGCUCCCCGUGGAAGUGUUUUAAUUGCUAUCAAUGUUUUAUGUAGAGUUUGAUCACUGGCUCUGCGGUGUGCAGUUACUCGAGGCCAUCCGCUGUUACUGGCUUGCAAAUGGCUGCCCCUGGAGACAGAUGACAGCAAAUCAGGGAAGAGAACUGACAAUCAAGAACCAGGAAUUCAUUCAAUAUGAAGGAUUAUGUAAGGAAUACACAAUUUAUAUUUAGGCAAAAGUCUUGAAGGUGUUUUAUCUUCUUGUUUAUGUUUGAUUGAUGAGACAAAGCCAUUCAGCAAUGUCAUUGUGGUGAGCUGUUAAUGGGCAGGACGGUACCUAAGGUUUUAUCACAGAAGACAAUGUUUAAAUGUCUGUUUUUAGAGUGCUGUUGAGAACGUUGAGAGUUGGUUGAAUGUUACACUUAUGAAACAUAAAGUUCAGAGUUGCCUGUUUUGUGUUGAAUCAGUAAAGCAAUGUUACUCUUGGGCAAUUCCACGCAAAUCUGUCACAUCCCAUAACGCUAACUAAAAUACCAUUGCAUUGUGUUGGCGUUAUGGAUGUGACCGUUUUGUGUGGAAUUGCCCUCUUGUGAUGAAGGCAAGAAGGGAGAACAUACAGUAUAAUAUGCCCUCAUUCAUUUUAAGUGAAUCUAAUUGUUGCAUAUAGCUCUCAGUUUCCAUACCCCCUGUGAUAAGGGCAGACCUACGUGUAUAUUGAGUGUGGGGAGAUGCCUCUGAGAGCAGACCAAAUUUGAGUGGAUUAUGAUUUGAUGAUGCUGAUAAUCUCAUACUUUUUACCAAAUACUCUAUUAAACUGUGCUAGAACAUCAUAAUGACUUUAGAUUUGCAGUAUUAAUUGGGGUUUGAUACUAUAAUUGGCUACCUAUUUGAAGUUUUGUUGAAUGCAUUGUGAUGAAUGUUGAUUUAUUUGGGUGCCUUGCAUAUGUAUACGAAGGAUGAAUCUAUGCACACCUGCCUUAAAUGCCAAUAGACCAAAAACUUGCAAUCAACGAUUCCUUUUUUUUUUUUGCUUCUCUGUUGUAUUACUAGGGUGGAUGAGUGCUUUAUGUGUAGUGUACACACACACACACACACACACAGUGGAUGCAUUCCAUUUCAACCCCAGCCCUCCCCCCCAGGGAUGGCAAAAACAUGGAGGGGCCAGCCCCUGGGUCCCUGUGGUUAUAUAAUAAAGCAAUAUGGUUUCA